Messenger RNA from Drosophila willistoni, 2972 nucleotides. Its product is annotated as histone-lysine N-methyltransferase set1. The transcript has 5 exons. The record is from RefSeq and is a predicted model, not a curated record. Gene Ontology annotation, molecular function: chitin binding. NCBI's taxonomy places the organism in Eukaryota, Metazoa, Arthropoda, Insecta, Diptera, Drosophilidae. Gene Ontology annotation, cellular component: extracellular region. The coding region runs from base 1 to 2565 and encodes 854 amino acids.
AUGAAGGUCAGUUGGACAUUGGUCAACGUUAAGCACCAGCUCUGGCACCAGCAUCACCACUUGACGGCAGUGGCGGCGGCGGCGACAAUUGGACUAGGCCAGGCACAACUGCUCGACGAGGAUGAUGAUCUAGCAUACGACAAGCCAUGGCCCACGUACAGUUUGCAGAAUAUGCCCAAAACGCAGUUCACUUGCCAUGACAAGAUACUUGGCGGCUAUUAUGCAGAUCCUGAGACUCAAUGUCAGAUGUUCCAUGUGUGCGUUAAGCUGCCCGGAGUGGGGCUCAUACAUCGAAGAGUUAAUUCGUUUGUCCAACAGGUGCAGGAUUAUCGGUUCCUCUGCCCAAAUACCACUGCGUUUGAUCAAGAGCUGCAAAUCUGUGCCAACUGGGCGGAUGUUGAUUGCGACAAGGCCGUCUCAUUCUAUGACAUUAACAACAAUUUAAACGAUUUAUACCGCAGCGGCGGCGCCGGCGUUCCGGAUGAGAGUAAGAGCGCCAACGAAGAUGAGGCCACAUUCCAUUUGCAGCGUGCCGAAAGUGGCGAUGUGCGUCGCUCUAAGGAGAAUCGUGGUGAACAAAAAUCACGGCCCAGGCAUAAUUAUGUACAGCCAACGGACAGUCAUGGCACGCAAACCACAAAGCGUCCUAUAUCCAGUUACUAUACACCAACAACAACAAGCAGUUCGACAACGAGCACAACAACAACAACAACAACAGAGCGUAGCUAUUACAGCAACAACAACAAUAAUGAUGAUUCAAAGCAAGACUUUGAUGAUAUCUUCAAGGGUUCCCACAGUUCGCACUUCUUUUCCAACCGUCAUGGCGGACGUGAAUUCGACGAUGAGCCAUCGCAGCCAGCCCGUCCUAAGGCCAACGAUUUCAAUGAUUACAAUCGCAAGACCACAGAGUCGGUUAACAAGUCACGAGCCACACCCACACGGGGACAACGCAUUACCAGCCCAAGUACUACACCAGCUCCAACAACAUCCACAACCAAAUCGCUGAAAAAGAUAACAUUGCAUGCCGCCUACAAUACGGAUUUCGUUGACUAUUCCCAGCAUUAUAGGUCCACAACGGCGGCCAAUAGUGGGUCAUCAUCGUUGCUAUCAUCGCCAGUCACGACACCACGACCAAGCAGCUCGAUCACUAGCCGCUUUAGCUUCGGUGUGAAUGAUUAUCAGACCCAAGAGCGUAUACAACCGACUACCUACAAUCCGAACAAUGGAGCCUAUCGCUUCAAGAGCACGGAUCUGCCGUCCCCGUCCACGUCUACCAAGUUGACAGGUAAAAAUGCCCAGGACUUUGACAAGGAUACCACGAAGAGGCACAAACCAACUGUGGCCGCACGUAAGCAGCAAAAACUCGGUCCCCAGGAAUCCAACUACAUCAAUCAUAAUGAGUUUGCCGAGGUGCCCAAGGUUAAGUUGCAGCAACCGCAACCCUUUCAGGCAACGCAGAGGAAACCCAUUCAGCAGGAGCCUCACUAUCAGCGCUCCAGGACACAGCAAUUGACCCGUGUUGGCAAUCAAGAGCCGGCUCCGUUCAAGGCAUCGGCAAAACCCAAUACGGCGGCCAGUGCCAAGCCGCGUUCUUUUACCAGUCGCGGCAGCAUUACCUACAAAGCCACCACACAGCAUUAUGCAGAUGAUGUCGAUUUCUAUUAUCCCACCACCACCACCACAGCAGCCACGAACAAUCCGUAUUUCGUGUCGGGAAAGAAGCACACGUCUCCAGCUGGCAAGGAUCUGUUUACACCCACGACGUUUAAGCCAACAACGUAUAAGAAACCCUACGACCAGAGCUACUAUCAGCAGGCACAGCAAACUCUGCGCCCCAAUCAGGGACAGACAAAGAAAAAUUCAGCUGUAACCUCUGCUCCAGCCACCACUCCCAAUCCCAAUAACAACAUAGAUGAGGACGAUGGUCAAUAUCAUCCAGAGUUGUAUGAAAAUGAUUUUCCACGCAAUCGCAUAAAGUUUUUGCGUAACAGAUCCACAAGCUCCACCACAUCGACGACUACAACAGCGGCUCCAGUCUCCAGCAGACAGCCACAGGGAUUCAAUCAUCAUCACAACUUUCAGCAGGCCCAUAGCCAUUUAAAGACCCAGCAGCAAUCUACCUAUCAGAAGGAACGUGAGCAACCCGAUGACAGUGAUGAUGAGGAUGAACUUUUCAAGACGGCGCAAUCUUUGAACUUCGGAGCAGCCAGUAUUAACAAACUACGUGCGGAUAUCUAUAAGGCGGAGAAGACAUCCCAGCAAUAUAAUUCACAGUAUAGUCCGCAGGCAGCGCCAUCUAGUCAGAAGACAACAGCCUCGAUUCAGACACAGAGCACCGCCUAUCUGACUAGCACAUCGACCACCACCCGGCGACCAACAACUUCGACUACAACAACAAAAACAACGACAACAACAACAGUGAAUCCCAGUGGGGAUUCAAAGAAAUCAUCAGGCAAAAGCAAAAAGGAACAACAUCAGGAGAAGAAGUCCAAGUCGAGUGGCAAACGACCGCCUCAUGUGGAUGAGGAUACCAGCUAUGACUAUGCAUACUAUGACACGGACUGAGCUCAAAUUGGAGUUUUAAGUUCCCAGGUCCUUUAGCUCCUGUCUCCUGUCCGCUAGCCACUGAAAUAAAAACCCAUUUAACCAUCAAUCCCUUGCCCCAUUGACUUGCUAACCGUUUCCAUCAGUUCAUUGUCCAGCAGCCAAUUACUUACCUAGGUGCCACAGUAUUGGGUGAUCUUACACACACACACACACAUACAUAUGUAGAUUCAUAACCGAUAACUACUAUCCAUUAACCAUUAAUCCAUAAUCCAUCCCAGCAGUUUAUUGAAUUCCCCUUUUAACACUCGCGUACUUUCAUUCAAUUAGAUUCAGAUGCGUUCUAACGAAUUUCCAUGCGUGUAUCUAGUUAUUUAAAUAAAACAAUCAUAUUUUUAGUCGUUAGACAAUUGUUGCAAUGAAGCUAA